Messenger RNA from Poecilia latipinna (sailfin molly), 2460 nucleotides. RefSeq names its product sorting nexin 1a (gene snx1a). NCBI's taxonomy places the organism in Eukaryota, Metazoa, Chordata, Actinopteri, Cyprinodontiformes, Poeciliidae. Gene Ontology annotation, molecular function: phosphatidylinositol binding. The transcript is spliced from 15 exons. Gene Ontology annotation, cellular component: endosome; endosome membrane. The record is from RefSeq and is a predicted model, not a curated record. Gene Ontology annotation, biological process: early endosome to Golgi transport; intracellular protein transport. The coding region runs from base 15 to 2246 and encodes 743 amino acids.
GACAGCGAGCGAAGAUGGCGACCAGCUCAGAGCGCAGUCCUCCUCCGUUCCCGGAUUCCGAGGACCAAGAUGCUCUGGACUCCGAGGAAGUCAGAGGCCGAGAAAGCGACGAGGACGACGGGGAAGAACUUUUCUUGAGCGCGACCAAUACGCCCAUGGCCAAAGAGGAGAGCCCAUCGGCACCUGCCGGUCUGCUCGUUGACCUCCUGAGUGACCCUUUGAUUGAGCCCCUCAGCAGCUCAACGAACAAACCCUCCUCUGAGCUUUUUGAGGGCCUGACAAACGACACAGCCGUCACAGCGGGGAAGCCUUCGGUUGAGGCCUCGGAUGAGUUUGUUGACAUUCUGGGAAGUGAAGCUGCAGCACAAAGAGAGGAAGUGGAUGUUACAGUGGAAGCAGCGGCGGGGGAUAAGGGUGAAACAAGCCGUGGCGCAACAGAUUUACUCGCCGAUGGAGAAACGAGAAGUGCCCCUGAACAGGAAGCGACUUCUGCUGCUCCAGUCAUGGACCUCGGCGGCUUGCAGCAGCCACCUGCCAGUGCAAAGGUCACCGACCCGCUGGAGGACCUCCUGAGCGAUCCGCCGGCUACCGCCGCCUCUGACGCCCACAAACCCAGCGGCGCGGUGGUCGACCUCUUCGACGACGAGGGAAGCGACAUUUUCACCGGAGCCCCAUCUAGCAAACCUGCCAAGCAGCCUCAGAAAAGCCUCUUCGGUGAAGCGGACGAGGACCUGUUCGGCGAGCCGCUGGGCGCCGUCUCAAAGAAAGCCACCAGUAAGGAGCAGAAGGAGAAAUCCGCCCCGGCUUCAGCUGGAGAACCCGCUCACAUCUUCACUGAGGAGGCGGUCGGCACGGUGCCAAACACCAGACCGGUCAGCUCCAAAACCAACGGAAUCCCUCCCGAAGAGGACUCUGAUAUAUUUGCAGAAGCCACAGUGGAGCUUUCCCUGGACAGUCCGAGGAGCGAGAGAAGGAAAGAAGCGACAACCAAACAGCCUGCUUCUGCCUCCACCUCCGUCUCAGCCGCCGCCAGCCUCACCAAGCCACAGUCGGCCGCUGUGGAAGAGCUGGAAGAAGAGGAGGAAGAGGAACUUGAAGAUAAGUUUGACAUCUAUGUCUCCGUUAAAGACCCUGAGAAAAUAGGGGACGGCAUGAACGCCUACAUGGCUUAUAAAGUAUCAACACAGACCUCUCUGCCAAUGUUCCGCAGCAAAACGUUUACUGUGAGGCGACGCUUCAGUGACUUCCUUGGCCUCUACGAGAAGCUCUCUGAAAAACACGGGCCGAACGGAUUGAUUGUUCCUCCACCGCCAGAAAAAAACCUCCUAGGAAUGACAAAGAUGAAGGUGGGAAAGGAAGAUUCGUCAUCUGCAGACUUUCUUGAGAGGAGAAGAGGAGCUUUGGAAAGGUACCUCCAGAGAGUAGUGACUCACCCAAUGCUGCUGCAGGAUCCUGAUGUCAGAGAAUUUCUGGAGAAGGAGGAACUGCCCAGAGCCGUCAGCACCCAGGCGCUGAGCGGCGCCGGCUUCCUUAAGAUGCUCACCAAGGCAACAGAUGCCGUCAGUAAAAUGACCAUCAAGAUGAACGAGUCGGAUGUGUGGUUUGAGGAGAAGCUGCAGGAGGUUGAGUCUGCAGAUCAGCAGUUCAGGAAGCUCCACGCUCUGGUUGAGUCACUCGUGGUUCACAGAAAAGAGCUGUCCCUGAACACGGCAAGCUUCGCCAAGAGCGCGGCCAUGCUGGGCAGCGCCGAGGACAACACGGCGCUGUCCCGCGCCCUGUCGCAGCUGGCCGAGGUGGAGGACAAGAUGGAGCAGCUCCACCAGGACCAGGCCGCCAACGACACCUUCAGCUUCGCCGAGAUGAUUGCAGACUUUAUCCGCCUGCUGGGAGCGGUCAGGGGUACGUUCGACCAGCGGAUGAAGGCGUGGCAGCGCUGGCAGGACGCGCAGGCCAUGCUGCAGAAGAAGAGGGAGCUGGAGGCCAAGCUGCUGUGGGCCAACAAGCCGGACAAGCUGCAGCUGGCCAAGGAGGAGAUUGCCGAGUGGGAGGCCAAAGUGACUCAGUACGAGAGAGACUUUGAGAGAGUUUCUGCAACUGUGCGCAAGGAAGUCGUCCGCUUCGAGAAAGAAAAGACCAAGAAUUUCAAGAGACAGAUAAUCGUGUACCUGGAGUCCCUGCUUCAGUCGCAGCAGCAGCUGAUCAAGUACUGGGAGGCGUUCCUGCCUGAAGCGAAAGCCAUCGCCUAACGGCCGGCCCUCUGACCGACAAACAGGCUGCCUUCUUUAUACACUUUACCUCCUUUUGCCUUUAAAGCAAGAAAACAAAUGUGUGUUGAAAAGGGAGAUACAAUCAACAUUUUUUUUAAUACAAUCAUCCUUAACAUAUAGCUCUGUAUUCUAUUGUAUUAAUAACUGUAUAUUUUCAUUUGUCCUUCCACUAUUUUCUUACUAGAGCAAAGAG